AUGCCACAGACCAAAGUUCCCGCUGGUGAAACAAUCAUUCACUGUUUUAUAGAUUAACCUUUCUGCUAUACGUCCAGACGACCUGAGGAGCGCUUCAGUUCUGGUUUCUCUCUAAGCUUCAGAUUCUUCUGACCUCCAGUCAGCUGGACUGAAGCUGUUAAAGUCAUGGCUGUUUUAGACCUUCUGCUCCAGUCCUACUCCGCCUCCCUGCUGGUGGUUCUGGUGGUUCUCCUGCUGACAUAUCUCCUGACUUCUCCCAGCUUCAGUGUCACCCAAACUAGGAAGGAGCCACCAGGACCGACACCACUCCCAAUUCUCGGGAACCUUCUGCAGAUCGACCUGAAGAGGCCAUACCACACGCUGCUGGAGCUUUCUAAGAAGUAUGGAUCAGUCUUCACCGUCUACUUCGGACCCAACAAAGUGGUGGUUCUGGCGGGAUACAGGACGGUGAAGGAGGCUCUAGUUGGCCAUGAUGAGGAGUUUGGAGACAGAGACUCCCCUCCAAUUCUGAGAGAUUUUAACAAAGGACACGGGGUUUUGUGGUCCAACGGAGACUCGUGGAGAGAGAUGAGACGUUUUGCUUUAACCAACCUCAGAGACUUUGGGAUGGGGAAGAAGGCGUGUGAAGACAAGAUCGUUGAGGAAUGUCAGCACCUCACUGAAGUUUUUAGGAAUUUCAAAGGAGAAGCUUUUGAUUCUCUGAACUCGAUAAACUGUUCGGUGUCUAACAUCAUCUGCUCCAUGGUCUACGGCAGCAGGUUCGAGUACGAUGAUCCAGCCUUUAAGUCCGUGGUGGCUCGAACCAACGCCCUCAUCCAGCUCACGGGAUCUCCAUCUAUUGUGAUUUACAACAUGUUUCCGUGGCUCAAAUGGAUGGCCAGAAGAAGGGAAUUCCAUGAAAUGGUCGAGGCCAACAAGAACCAGAACUUAGCCCUGUUCCGUCGCAUAAAGGAGACACUGAACCCGGAGAUGUGCAGAGGGUUUGUGGACGCUUUUCUAGUCCGCAAACAGAAACUGGAGGAAUCUGGAAAUAAAAACAGUCACUUCCACGAUACAAACCUCAUAAUGACGGUCACGAACCUGUUCAACGCUGGAACGGAAACAACGUCCACCACGCUGAGAUGGGGACUUCUCUUCAUGGCUAAAUAUCCAAAGAUACAAGACCAGGUCCAGGAGGAGGUGAAGAGGGUCAUAGGAGAUCGGCAGGUGCAGGUGGCCGACAGGAAGUUCCUGCCAUUCACCGACGCCGUCAUACAUGAGACACAACGACUGGCCAGCAUCGUGCCACUGUCACUUCCUCACAAAACCAGUAAAGACAUCAACUUUCAAGGUUAUUUCAUCAAGAAGGGAACCACCGUUUAUCCUCUCCUGACUUCCGUCCUGCACGAUCCCACUGAGUGGGAGAAACCACACACCUUCCAUCCUGCUCACUUCCUGGACAAAGAGGGAAAAUUUGUCAAGCGAGACGCCUUCAUGCCCUUUUCUGCUGGUCGUAGGAUUUGUCUGGGAGAGAGUCUGGCCAGGAUGGAGCUCUUCAUCUUCUUCAUCACCCUCCUGCAGCGUUUCCGGUUCACUCCUCCUCCUGGAGUUUCAGAGGAGGACCUGGAUCUGAGUCCGUGUGGCGGGAUCACUCUCGGCCCUUCACCUCACAAACUGUGUGCCGUUUCUCGUAUGUGAGGAAGAGGAGGCAACCUUUGAAAAGCUGUGUGGAUCAUAGCAGAACAUAAUAUUUCAGCCACAGAACUUUUUAAAAAAAUCAUGUUUUCACCCAUAAUGAUCUUUAGUCGGUAAAAUGCUGACAGUACCUAGUGCCAUACACCAGUUUAAUGGACCAUCUCUAACUAUUUGACAAUAAGACUCCAUCUGUGAGGUUAACUCAUCUCCAUUACCAGGUACAAAUAAAGACAUAAAACCCAA
This is a messenger RNA of Nothobranchius furzeri (turquoise killifish), 1917 nucleotides long. Its product is annotated as cytochrome P450 2K1. Gene Ontology annotation, molecular function: iron ion binding; oxidoreductase activity, acting on paired donors, with incorporation or reduction of molecular oxygen, reduced flavin or flavoprotein as one donor, and incorporation of one atom of oxygen; heme binding. Gene Ontology annotation, biological process: xenobiotic metabolic process. The record is from RefSeq and is a predicted model, not a curated record. Lineage: Eukaryota; Metazoa; Chordata; Actinopteri; Cyprinodontiformes; Nothobranchiidae. Gene Ontology annotation, cellular component: intracellular membrane-bounded organelle; cytoplasm.